AUGAGCCGCCAAUCCGAUGGUGGUGCCAAAGUGCUUGUGAACGCGUACGCCGGCAGCAACAAUGCGGCCAUUUCGAAGUUGAAGAAGUCAUCGGUUCAGUCCAAAAAUGCUCCUGAUUCCCGCUGUUCAUCAGCGGCGGGAAGCAACGGACGUUCCCGUUCUGGCAUCAGCAGUUCUGCCUCGACAGCGUCGUCUUCGGGAGGAGGUGGCUUCCAGUCAUUUUUCCGCUGGUUCCGUCGUGAUGAGUCACGUGUUCUCACACGAAGCGCUAGCGGGUCGGCGGUUACACCGGAACUGGUUGAGAAAAGCGCUCGGUCGCGUCAACGACAACAACGUCCUCAGCAGCCAGUCUCGAAGCAACCGGACGUCAGUGCCGGUGUAGGACAGCGGAAACCCGCAAUCACACUGGCCGAGGAUUCACCACGUGGAAGUGGAACGAACGCUAGUCGUGGUACGAUAGACAGUGCGAGCAGUAAGAACUCCGGAACGAACGUUGAGAGUGUCAGUCAGACGGCGAGCAAUGGUACGAAUAGUUCUUCGCCAAGCCCUGGACCGGUGAUCGACUGCAACAACCUCUCCAAAAGCUCGAGCUGCGACAGCAUUCUCAGCACGGCGACUAACGGGUUUGCCUUUGUGCCGCCGAACUGCUACGAAGCGGUGCUGGGCAACGGAAACCCAGAAUCUCGAAGAACAAUCCAACCAGGCCCCUACACGGACAGCUACAAACGUCGGUGUUCGCAACGUGAUCGUGCCCGAGAGUUGGACCGCAAGUACGAGUUAACUCUGCGCAAGAAAUAUCGUCUGUUUGCGAGCCUCCGCGAUAGUCCUGCCAAGGACGAACAGCGGGACGCGACACUCACGAGGGAUAACCAAAGGAGUGUGUACGCGGAUUUCAGCCUGCCAGCCACGAGAGGAGUUAAAACCGCCCAAACGGCCAGCGAAGCAUUAAGUGAGGAUCGGGAGUCCGGCUUGGGUGAAGAAUUUUUCGGUGCCAGCGAUCCAGCUGGACGUAGGCACCGUCGAACGGUCAGUGAUAGCUCCAAAGACCGCCGAGCAGGGGCGUACGUCCACGUGAAGGGAAAACGAAGGGCACCUCCUCCUCCGGCCUUUUCGUUAGAUCGCACCGGUGCGGAAUCGACCGGAUCGUCGACAGGAACACUUACACGAUCGUGCACUCCUAACUACGGCACGUUGUCGCCUGCAUCGACGCUAUCACGAAAGAAGCGACCCGCACCGGCACCACCGAUAUCUUCAACGACUCCGGGUUUGCUGAACGAAUCCUCCUCGAGCACAAGCCUGCUGGAGGAUCGGGAAAUUCGAGCCAUCAUAGAAGGCCGCCCGCUUCCCGCAUUCGUAACGAAACAACCCGUUCCCGAGCCGGAAGCGACGAUCAUCAUGCCACUUCCGUUCAUACGACCUCAGUCACCUCUGCCGAACAUCGCCGAAGAACGGGCACCUCCCGGUGGUCUGACAGAGGAACAGAAACAGCAACUGAUCGACAAUAUCCGCAAAGUUCAGUCGCAGGCCGCACCCACCCAAAAAUCACCGGAAACACCUCCAACACCUACGAACUCAGAGGAUCCAUGUGAUGUGAUGAAAAUGGAGGAGCACUUUAACAGGGCAAACGGAACUCGUUCCCCAAUUCAUGAUUACUUGUACGCGGAAGCGAUCGCUAGUGCUAAAACGAGCACAGGUCAAACGACGCAACCCCUGCAAGCGCCCACAAGUCCGAUUUCCCCAAGACCAUGGUACAAGCGGCCGAUAUCUGGCAUACGGCAACAGGAAAGCUCGUUGCCGUUCAAGCGUGAUAUAAUUCUUAAAACGAUCGAUAAGCGGAAAACUGGCAGCGUUGGUAGCAAGCAUGCGAAAGAGAACGGAGACGAUCUGCCUGAAGUUGGAUACUGCCGGAACUCGAUGCUGCAACAGGACUCUGGCACCCACUCUCUUAACCCUGGUGGUAGCCCAUCGUCCUCGCUAGCCGGUGGUGUGGGAAAGUUUAAUCUUUUCACGAAAAUAACGGAAAAGUCGGACGACACGAAACGUCGCGAACGGGACGCGGAAAAGCGAAGAUCCGCUAUUGGCAUACCCAGCAUCAGCGAGUUGGAUCGAGAGGCGGCCGAAAUAGUGCACAGUGAGUACCGAAGCAACGGAACGGACAGAACGCAAUCAUUAGAUGGGCAGCAGCAGGGAGAUAAGCAAAAAACCACCAAAGAAUUGAUAUCCAAAUUUGAAGCUACGAGUGUGCCAGUGGUGGGAAAAGUAACCGUAAGCAAUUCGUUCGUUGCGAGAAGGGAUUUUUUCGGGGCUGAACCGUGCAAAACAUCGUCAGUUAGCCCUUCAAAUUCGUCUACGAUUCCACAAACAGUGCACCAACCGACACCACCGACCAGGAUUGAAAAAGCAACUUUAGAGCAACUUCCUACAGCGCAACUCACAACGAGCACGGCCGAGACACCAGUUUCAAGUGCAAACGGGUUAUCGAAAACGGGAAGCGAUAAGAAUCUUCUGGGAUUGUGGACCUGUCCCUACUGUACCUUAGAAAAUCCCAAUUGGCGAAUCAUUUGUGAAGCCUGCGAGCGAAUCAAGCCCUACGAUAGCAAACUAAGCAUCCUAGAGGAACCUCCACUUAGACCUAACCAUCCUUUAAAACGGCCGAUUCCUGAUGCCAAAAAACUGCCGUCUGGUAGUCAACCGGCGUCAACAUCGGCUCAAAACGGCGACGAGUGGGAUAAGAAAACGGAACGAGUGCUAAAGUAUUUCAUGCCCAAGCCUCUGUCGGCACCGGCCACGAACGGCACGCUGCUGGUGGGUGCAAACGGUGACGAUAGGGUUCCCAUGGUGCAGCGAAAAACUUCCUACGGACAAACGAAACCCCUCGCGUCUCCCAAGAUGGGGGUGAAAAGCCUGAUGAAUCGUAAUCCUCACCAAGUGGAUGCGCCAACGGUUAUAAGACAUCGGAAUUUCAAUGCCAUCCCCGAAAGUUUCCCAGGUGUUGGGGAUGGCAGCAGCAAUAAAUUUGACGAUCAAAAACUCAAAGAAAGUCACGCAAAGUGCGGCAAUAUGGUACCAGCAGCUCCUCUAGCUUCUCCCGAACCUACUAUGGACAGAGAGGAUGCUGUGUAUGGGAGACUGAACAAAUCGUUCGAGCGAUUUAACAUUGAAGAAAUACGAAACGCACGCAUUGCGCGCUUUGAAGCCAUCGUGGAAACGGAACAAACUCCAUCAGCACUGACAGAACAAGAUGCAAUUCCAGCGAAAACCAAGGAACAGCAGGAUCAUGAAGCGCUGGAAAGAGAGAAGGAACGGCUGCGUGAGAUGAUUAGAACGAUGAACGCGAAAGCGCUGGCAGAGAAAUAUCCUGUGGCACAGAAACCACCCAGCAACAAUAACAGCAGCAGUCUGAAGCGUGACUCUCCGCUGUUACAGAGGAAAAAUGGGCUUUCCUCGGGAAUUCCCAUUAGCACGAAAAGCCUGAGCCCGUUGCCCUUGAGAAAAAAGGGUAGCCCUUCGAUGGCGAGAAAGUCUCCAGCGUCUUUGGAGGAAGCGGAAAGCACUAAAAAAGAACCCGAGCCAAUGACAUCGGUAGCAACGGUGGAAUUAACACCCAUUUCAUCCCCCAACACGGGAGCCAUCAGGAAAACAUCCUUCCCGAGACGGACGUUCGAAGCAGACGAAAUGAAAGCGUCCUCCGGCGCUGAGCGUAAAAUCCUCAACCAGGAUGGACACCUGCGAGGAACGAUCCCCCAAACGGUCGCUGAAAUUAGCCAACAAUCUUUAGUGGAAAAUGGAGCAACACUGGUCCUGACGAAUGACGUUCAUGGCAUGCAGUACGAAGCAAUGGACGAGCAACAGUUCCUUCGCACAGUUGGAGGCCAUCAUCAAGGUACUGAGACCAGAUCUAUUCCUAAAGCCUCUAACGUGCCGCUUUCGCCCCGGCUGCAAGACCGCCAUCGAAAGUCGCUGAUGGAGAAACAACAGCAACACGACGAAAAGUUGAAGCACAUUAGCGAUCAACUACGAUCGCAACAGGGAGUCGAUCGGUUCCGAAACACACUCUUGUACUCGCCAACCAACAUCGGUAGAACGGGAACGUUGGCUCUCAACAAGUUGCUGCGAAAUCUUGAGCAAGCCAUCGGUGAAGGAGCACAUGAUCGAGCCGCAGAAUUGGCAAUGGAUUUGGCCAAGAUGAAGGUUUCGCUGUCAGUGACGAGGCAGAGUCCAGGACGUCUAAGUUCUAACGCUUCCGGCAGUUUGACGGAUAUAAGCCUUAACGUUUUUAUCGACGAUAGAGUGUCCCACAAAGGACCAAUUCGCGUGACAUUGGCUGCUUUUGCGACGCUCACUCAAUUGAAGGAAAAAAUUAGCAACGAGUAUCAAAUCCCAUUAUCAGUGCAACGUUGGCGCUGUGAGGGCCGUGAGCUGGACGAUGACGCUAAGACGCUAUACGACUACGGCAUCCAGACUAACGAUCGUACGCUGUUCGUUUACCUUGUACAACCUGCAGUUUCUGCACGUGAUCAGAAUACCCCAUUGACACAACGACAAAACUUCAGCAAGGCCGAAAUUAAGCUCUUAUCCGUAUCCUCCGAAUCGGAUGAUGAGCACUCGGACACACAGAACGAUGAAAUCGUCCACGGAGCUACUGCAUUGCCUACAGCUACUCCGAAAGGAAAUACAAAACCCAAAGCCGAGCCAAUUAUGGAAGAGAAUGCUACGAACAACGAGAAAGGAUGGACUUGUAGAUUGUGCACGUUAAUCAAUUCACCUGAGCGACCAGGCUGUGCCGCGUGUACUGGGGCACGUCCUGAUCAGUACAAACCAGUUGAAUCAACCGAAGUCAUCACGGUUACUCCGGAAGAUUUAACCCGCUUCCUAGACCAGCAGCCUCCACUGACACCUGGACGAAAGGCGAAGGAACCGACAGUGCACGUUCAGCUGAGGAAUCCGUCCUUGGAGACUCGAAACGAUCUGAACAGAAUCUCGUCCAAUCGAAAGUCAUCCGAGAUCUUCAACAUUCUGCAUGAUGAAAGCAAUUCCAUUACUGGUAGUGGUCUAAAUAGGAAUCACGUGCCGAUUACGCCACCUCCGAUUCCAAAGCCUCGUACCAGUGAUCUCGUACGUCCAGAACACAUGCAGAUCCCAGAACAAAGUCGAAUCGUAAUGACUGCCUUCGCAGCACAUCGAAGCCCUAAUAUUACUCGUAGUCAGUACCGCGGGGUUGACAAUUUUAAUCCCAACUCUAGUGGCAUGGUCAAACCAGAACGACCGAUCAUUACAACGGCAAGUCCCAUCGUGCGAGCGGUAUUAAUGAAAAAUACUUCCGUCGACAAGACCCCUGCAGUUCGCUUUGGCCGAAAUGGCCUUGCCCUUCCUGAGGACGGUACGGAAGUAGCCCCGAAUCACUACACGGAGCUAGUCAACCUCGACAACGCGGAUCUGAUCGCAAAUAUCGAACCAUUCGAAUGUCCAAUUUGCUUUGGAGCGUUCCAGCCGUACGAAGGCAUCGUACUGCGGGACUGUCUGCAUUCUUUCUGCAAGCAGUGCCUGAUCAGCACAAUUCAAUACAGCGAGGAUGCGGAGAUCCGCUGCCCGUAUAGCGACGCCGUAUACAGCUGUGAAAGCGUCAUACAGCAACGCGAAAUCAAAGCUCUUGUAAGCAAGGAGCUAUACGAGGCGCAUCUCGCUAAAUCGAUCCAGCAGGCAGAAAGUGCUAUUGAUAAUACGUUCCACUGCCGAACGCCAAACUGUCGAGGUUGGUGCAUCUACGAAGACAACGUGAACCAGUUCAAGUGCCCCGUAUGCAGGAUCGUCAACUGUUUAACUUGCCGGGUCAUUCAUGAUGGGCUCGACUGCAAACAGUACCAGGACCGCAUGAACAGUGACUGUGAUACUAACUUAGAAGCACGACGCACCAAAGCAAUGUUGCAGGAGAUGAUCGAGAAUGGUGAUGCGCUGAGCUGCCCUACGUGUCAGGUAAUAGUUAUGAAGAAAUGGGGCUGCGAUUGGCUCAAGUGUUCCAUGUGCAAGACCGAAAUCUGCUGGGUAACGCGAGGCCAUCGAUGGGGCCCUGCCGGAAAGGGCGACACAAGCGCAGGUUGUCGUUGUGGUGUAAAUGGAAUAAAGUGCCAUCCAAAAUGUAACUACUGCCAUUGACAAAAAUACAAUACAAGACUAUCGCAGCCACUCGAAUAUGGUGGCGUGCUUCAUUGCUCGUUUGUGCUAAAUUUUUCACAUUUCUCCUGGUUUCAAAAGAGCAUAAUAGGCAUUCAUAGCGAUAGCUGUAUCAUGAGAGAAAUAAUCAUUUAGAUUAUUUGCGUGCUGCUAGUGUUAGUCAUACUCUGCUAAUUACUUUUGAAAUAGUAUAGAACCAAAGGUCAAACCUACUACAAUCAGCAAUACAUAAGAUCCAAUAAAUUUGUUGUGUGUCAUUGUAAGUGGAUGAGAAAUGCAACGAUGAGUUUUAAUAACUUGA
Anopheles nili is the source of this 6472-nucleotide messenger RNA. RefSeq lists its product as uncharacterized. The record is from RefSeq and is a predicted model, not a curated record. Gene Ontology annotation, biological process: protein linear polyubiquitination; proteasome-mediated ubiquitin-dependent protein catabolic process. Gene Ontology annotation, molecular function: ubiquitin-protein transferase activity; ubiquitin binding. The coding region runs from base 1 to 6153 and encodes 2050 amino acids. Gene Ontology annotation, cellular component: LUBAC complex. Lineage: Eukaryota; Metazoa; Arthropoda; Insecta; Diptera; Culicidae. The transcript is spliced from 7 exons.